AUGACGUACAGUGCAGAAUCAAAACACUACAGAUUUGACAGCUCGCUCGGCUUAUAAAAUGCAGUGUAAAAUGUUACUGCCUAUGUCAGAAAUAAACUACAUUAUUUAACCAACGUGUUUAGAUACUGGGACGACUUUUUAUCGGACUGUCGUGGAAUGCUAAUCAAAGGAAAAGGUUCUUUUGGCUAGUUUUAUCUACUAGCUGCAGAAGCUCCUCUCUAUGUAACAAGCUGUUUAGCCUUCACCGCUAACGAAAGUUGCUCCAUGGCGAUCUAUGGGCUGAACAUUACCAUAUAUAGACCGGCCACGGAGCUCCCUCGCCGGUGAAAUGUAAACGAUGACUCGCUGAGGAGGCUGACUAAAGGGCACGCAAAAACAAUACUCAGCCUGAAAGAAAAAAUAAAACGCAAGCGCUUUAGCUUCAUCAUGUCAUCUGACCAGAUCAUUGCCAUCGUCAUGGAUGACAAAAUCUACGAGGUGAAUAAAAAGAAGCUGAUAGAGAAGAGCGACUACUUCCGUGCACUGUACAGCUCUGGCAUGAGGGAGUCCACGGAGGACUCGGUGCAGUUGCAGGGGCUCAGUGUCCCCGGCCUGGAGUUGGUCCUGGAGUUCAUUAACACCUCCAAGGUUCAGGUUGUCAACGAGACUCUGGAGGACCUGAUUGAGACCGCCUCUUUCUUACAGGUCACCUCCAUCCUCAAGCUCCUCACCUCGGAGAUCCGGCUGGACAAUUGCGUGGAGCUGUACAGCCUCUCUGAAGUUUACGGCACUCAUGAUCUGCGCAAUGCUUGCCUCAAAUACAUGAGCUGCUACUAUCAUCCCAUGUUGAGGCGGCCAGAGUUCGGUAGCCUCCCCUCUGCUGUUAGAGACCAAGUCAGGGAGAUGCGCAUGAAAGGCACCGCCACCCUGGUAGCCAUCGGAGACUUCACAUGUCUGUCCCUGGACAUGCCUGAUCAGGAUGAACCCUGGUCCAUGCUGAGGUAUGGAGAGGUGGAACAGCGCUGGAAACCGCUCGCAAACAACCUGCCUCCAGAUAUGAUCAAUGUCAGAGGAUAUGGCUCAGCCGUUCUCGAUAACUACCUGUUCAUCGUUGGUGGAUACAGGAUGACAAGCCAGGAGAUCUCUGCAGUGCACUGCUACAACCCCUGCAGGAACGAGUGGAACCAGGUGGCUCCGCUCAACCAGAAGAGGUCCAACUUCAGGCUGCUGGCAGUACAAGGGAAGCUGUAUGCCGUAGGAGGCCAGUGUUUGGGCACAGUGGAGUGUUACAGCCCAGAACAGGACUGGUGGGCCUGUGUGUCCUCGAUGCCUGAUCCGCUGGCCGAGUUCUCUGCUUGUGAAUGCCAGGGGUUGAUCUACGUCAUGGGUGGAUACACUGCUAGAGACAGGAACACGAGCGUCCUGCGCUACUGCCCCACCUCUGACACCUGGACCAUAUUUCAAUCGUGUCCGGUGCAUAUUCGCAAGCAGCAGAUGCUCUCGGUGGAGGACACCAUCUACCUGGUGGGCGGUUACACCCAUGAGCUGGAGACGGGCCGGCAGCAGCGGCGUCCCAGCCAGACGGAGGACGUGCUGACAGUGCAGUCCUACAACGUCACCACAGGGGAGUGGAUCCAGCUGAAGGAGAACACGUCCAAGUCGGGCCUGAACCUGACGUGUACGCUCCAUAACGAUGGCAUUUACAUCAUGAGCCGGGAUGUCAGCCUGCCCACCAGCUUGGAGCACCGUGUCUUUCUCAAAUACAACAUCUUUUCUGAUGCCUGGGAGGCCUUCAGGCGCUUCCCAGCUCUGGGACAGAACAUGCUGCUCUGUUCGCUUUACCUCCCCAACCUGCUAUGACUGAGAGGACUGAUGGCUCAGUGAACACGAACAGACAGUGGAGCCCAUGCGGCAUUAAUCUAUCGGCCAGUAUGUGGCUUUGCUUGUUCUUGCUCAGAAUGGGGCUCUGUGGCAUCAGUAGGAACAGCGUCUCGUCGCCAGCUUGAACGCCUCGUGACCUCUGUGCCUCAAAAAUGAAACGCACUACUUUGUACAUACUGCUGUGGAUGCAAAUACUAAAGCUUCAAUGACAAGUAUGACAGUGAUGAAGCGCCUUGGCCUUGUAGGUCGAACAGCCUCAUAGCCGCUGGCCCCAGUUUGUGCUUCUCAACAUUAAAGUUACAUUCAAGUCACAGUGAGUAUCUGUUUCCCUGUGAAAUAAUUACCUGGAAAGUUUGAAAAACAGAAGGUUGUUAAGCAUCACUCACUGCUGUUCUGACGUCUGAAUUCUGUUAACUGGAUGAAAGCCAGAUCCUUGCGGAUCCUAUGGGUUAAAAAUCUUUUUCAUUGUGCAGCAGGCUGGAUAUUUUUCUAUCCAAAUGAUUGGAAGAGUCUUUUAGGAUUCUGGAAAUAUCUUCAGUAGCUGCACAAUAAUAUUAGCAUCGACAAUAAAGGGCUUAAAAUGAAAUAUUGCCCCACUUAUUUUGAACAGCAAUGAUUACAACUGAAUGUAAUGCUGAUACAGAGAGACACAAACUGGGGCUCCAUAACAGCAUGGGACAUAUUCUUGUUGUUUACACUCCAAAUACGGCAUUGGCGCACAUGUUUAACUGUAAUUCACUACAAACCUUAAAACAUUUUUUGACUUCAAGUACUUAGUGGAUAAUCAUGAAAAUGGCUUUGGUUUUACACUGCCAGUUUUAAGGGAAUCGAACAUUCCCUGUAAGUUGUUGUUUGGGAUGAGAGGCGGCUCAGAGGGAGCUUCAUGCGUUGUAUGCACACUUGCACAGUCUUAUUUUCCAUACACCAAGCAAAGCUUAAAGCGCAAAUUCCAUGAAACGAAUGAUGCACAUGUGCCUUCUGCAACUACAGUUAAUAGGAACUUGAUACAAAAAAGCACAAAAUGCAAGACUUUGUUACAUUGCCAGCAACUGACCAAAACUGCUGUGUUUUAUUUUUACCUCUCUAGUAAGGCAGAUUUUGUUUCCAUUAAGGUACUUUUCAGUUCUUUGAUUAAAUUUUGGUGUGCAGACAUGAGAAAUGAGACUCAAUGCCAAGUUUAUUUACAAAACUUUUCAAGUUUUGGGCAAAUGCAGCAUUUAAAAUGUUUGAUUUGGUGGAUUCUCUCUUCAUUACUUUAUUGUUGAAUUGUGUGAAAAUUUAGAUGGUGAUAAUAAAGAUGAUGUGCAGGGG
Messenger RNA from Scatophagus argus, 3171 nucleotides. RefSeq names its product kelch-like family, member 42 (gene klhl42). Lineage: Eukaryota; Metazoa; Chordata; Actinopteri; Scatophagidae. Gene Ontology annotation, molecular function: protein binding. The transcript has 3 exons. The record is from RefSeq and is a predicted model, not a curated record. The coding region runs from base 427 to 1839 and encodes 470 amino acids.